AUGGCCACACAAUCAAACACACCCAUACCAACAUCCCCAAACCUCGCCACAGAAUCCACCCACCACUCACACACAGCAAUCAUCGGCGGAGCAAUAGGUGGCACACUCUUCCUCCUCCUCAUCCUCGCCGCAAUCUUCAUCCCCCUAUUCAGAAAACGCAGAUCUUGUUUCGACAUCGCGUUGCGUCGACACUCCAAAGCCAUAACCACCACGACAAGCAUCCGCAAAGACUCGAUGCAAGACGAAAAGAUUGUACGGCAUGAAGAUGCAGAAGCAGAGAUUGACAAGGGACAAAGAGAUGAGGAGGAGGAGGUUGAGUGCGGACGAAUGGAGGAAGACAAGGAAGAGGAAAUGCUGGGCUUGGAAGAUAUGUUGAGGAUUGAGUUUCCGAAUCCGACGAGGUAUGAAUUGGAUGCUGGAGGGUUUGUCGAAGGGCGGGCGAAUUGGGAGAUCAAGUUAUAG
Molecule: messenger RNA, 462 nt
Organism: Aureobasidium uvarum
Lineage: Eukaryota; Fungi; Ascomycota; Dothideomycetes; Dothideales; Saccotheciaceae
Source: the annotation of a GenBank genome assembly